AUGAAUUUCAAAGCCAGAGCGAGAGCAAUACAAUUUAGUCCUGACGGCAAGUACGUUGCCAUUACGAAUGAAAGAACGGUUGAUAUAUGGAAAGCACCAGGCCAUACACGAGAAUUUGCGCCGUUCGUGUUGUAUUUCAAAGCUUUAGGGCAUCAUGAUGAAAUCACAAAUAUCAGCUGGAGUCCUGAUUCAAAGUUCUUUUUAACAACAUCAAAGGAUAUGACAUGUCGUAUCUUUACAGUAGACCGAACAAUUCCAGAUUUUGUCCCUUCAGUUUUAACAGGACACCGUGACUAUAUUGUGAAUGCCUGGUUCUCUUCAGAUAUGAAAAAUAUUUAUUCAGUUAGCAGAGACGGGUCUUUAUUCCAAUGGGUUAACUCAACUUAUGCCGCAUUACAUGGAGAUUCUGAUACAGAAAUGGUAGAGGUGGACGAGGAUGGGAAUGAGAUUGUUCGUUUGGAUAAAGUUAGAUGGAGAAUCUUGAAGAAGAAUUAUUUCAAUCAAGUUAGUGUCAAAGUGACAGAAGCACAGUUCUUUUCUGCCAGUAAUUUGGUAGUAGUUGGCUUUGCCAAUGGUGUCUUCGGCAUCUAUGAAGUUCCUAACUUCACAACUAUUCAUACCCUAAGCGUUUCUCAAAAGAAAAUUGAUUCAGUAGCUAUCAAUGCUACCGGUGAAUGGCUUGCAUUUGGCUCGGCAACAUUAGGUCAAUUGUUGGUUUGGGAAUGGCAGUCAGAAACCUACGUUCUAAAGCAACAAGGACACUAUUACGAUAUCAAUUCAAUUUCUUAUUCUUCAGAUGGACAGAAUUUAGUCACAGGUGGAGAUGACGGCAAAGUCAAAGUAUGGAAUACAGUUUCUGGAUUUUGUUAUAUCACUUUCAGCGAGCACAGCAGCAGUGUUAAGGCAGUUGAAUUUGCCAAACAGGGCCAAGUUUUGUUCUCUGCUAGUCUAGAUGGCACAGUGCGUGCUUUCGACUUGAUCCGAUACCGUAAUUUUAGAACAUUUACCAGUCCUAAUCCUGUUCAGUUCACUUCAUUGGCCGUGGAUCCGAGUGGAGAAAUUGUUUGUGCAGGCACAAUGGAUACUUUUGAAAUUUAUGUCUGGAGCGUACAGACUGGUAAAUUGCUCGAUAUUUUAGCGGGACACACUGGACCUAUCAGUUCAUUGGCCUUUUCUCCCACCGGCAUGUUACUUGUCAGUGGCAGUUGGGAUCAUUCAGCUCGUACUUGGGAUGUAUUUGGACGUAACAAGAUCGUUGAAACUCUAGUGCAUCAAACUGAAGUAUUAGCAGUAGCCUUCAAACCAGAUGGACAUGAAAUUGCCGCAGCUACGUUGGAUGGCCAGAUCACCAUUUGGGAUAUCGCAGAUGCUAAGAUUAUUAACACUAUUGAGGGACGUAAAGAUAUUAUGGGUGGCCGUAAGGCAAACGACCGCACUUCAGCAGAUAAUGCAGCCUCCGGUAAAUGCUUCAACUCUCUUUGUUACACGGCAGAUGGAGCAAGCCUUAUCGGCUCCGGCACCAGCAAAUAUGUCUGUAUUUAUGACGUAGCUAGCACUCACUUGAUCAAGAAGUUCACUAUUUCAAGAAAUCUUUCUUUGGAUGGUACACAGGAAGUACUCAAUUCCAAGUACAUGACUGAAUUUGGUAGUCUUGAAGAAAUGGAUAGCGAGUCGUCAGAUACAGAAGAACGACGUGACUUAUCCUUACCAGGUACCAGAACUGGCGAUCUUUCCGUCAGACGAACAAGACCAGAAGUGAAAUCAAAUGCUGUCCGAUUUUCACCAACUGGACGUGCUUGGACAGCAGCGACCACAGUUGGCCUUAUGAUUUACUCUCUAGAUGAAGAUAUCAUUUUUGAUCCAUUUGAUUUAGAAGUUGAUAUAACUCCCGAUACAGUAAUUGAAGCAUUGAAGGAAAAAGAAUACCUGAAGUCUCUAUGUAUGGCAUUUAGGUUAAAUGAGAAGCCUUUGAUCCACAAAGUUUUCGAAAGCAUUCCUCCAGAUUCUGUUGAAAUUAUAGCUCGCAGUAUGCCAGACAAGUAUCUCUUCAGAUUACUGACAUUAAUCGGUAUGCACAUGGAAACAAGUCCGCAUAUUGAGUUCCAUUUGUUAUGGGUAAAGCAUAUUAUGACAGCACAUGGUAGAUAUCUACGCGACCAUCGCGGUCAAUUCCAACCAGUCUUUAGAGCUUUACACAAAGGCGUCAAUCGUGUCAGAGAUGAUAUUGCGGCAUUGUAA
Messenger RNA from Mycotypha africana, 2238 nucleotides. Its product is annotated as WD40-repeat-containing domain protein. Gene Ontology annotation, molecular function: protein binding. The transcript has 4 exons. Bases 1 to 2238 code for a protein of 745 amino acids. Gene Ontology annotation, cellular component: Pwp2p-containing subcomplex of 90S preribosome; small-subunit processome. Gene Ontology annotation, biological process: ribosomal small subunit assembly; maturation of SSU-rRNA from tricistronic rRNA transcript (SSU-rRNA, 5.8S rRNA, LSU-rRNA). Lineage: Eukaryota; Fungi; Mucoromycota; Mucoromycetes; Mucorales; Mycotyphaceae. The record is from RefSeq and is a predicted model, not a curated record.